Molecule: messenger RNA, 2143 nt
Organism: Colletotrichum scovillei
Lineage: Eukaryota; Fungi; Ascomycota; Sordariomycetes; Glomerellales; Glomerellaceae
Exons: 3
Coding region: 495-1706 (403 amino acids)
Source: RefSeq, a predicted model, not a curated record
CAGGUUUUCCACGAGACCGCUCUUCACGACCCUCGCCUCGCCUCUUCUCACUCACCUCUCACCUCUACUCAGACAAGUAGAGUCUGUUCUGUCCCUACCCGAGGUGAUCCCUCCCCCUUGUUGCAUUUCGCCCUGCCUCAUCGCAAUCGUUCCGAGAUCCCAAGCCCAAAGGAGUCCAGUCAGCCCCGGGUUUCUUGCUGCUCGAUUGUGGUUCUCGAGGUUGGGUUAAACCACUACCUAGGUACUGCAUCCCACCGCUCAUCCCACACCCCCAGUCUUCAGUCUCCGUCAUGUUGCAAUGAUUUGACCCAUUCUCCAUACCCUUUCUCUUACCUACCUUACCUUGCCUCGACCUUUUUUUUCUCUUUGGUCUCCGCCAGAGCUAUCCAUACACCAUACCGACAAUUGAAUCUUUAAACAACCCCCUUUAGAAACUCUCUUCCCUUCCUUUUCCUCUUCCCUCUUUUUCCUGUUCCUGGGAUGUGUGGCAAGAGAUGGUGAUCGGGAACCGAGAUUUUUCGACUUUCAGGAGUAAGAGUACCAAGAGCACUAAGAGUGACUCGGGGAACGGGGACGAUGCGUCCAUAGGCACGCACGAGAGCUCGUACGAGCACCCUCUGGCUCGCAAAGGCUACGAUAUUGGCCCCGCGUCGAGAUGCGAGGUGGGCGACGUCUUUGAGUUCCUUUGGGCAGACUCGCACGAGUUCGAGUGGGAGUGGAAGUGCCUUGGCUACACGCGCUUCAUCGUCCUUCGACACAGCGACACUUUUCCGCAUUACUGCCACUGUGUUCCCAUCUCCACCCCCACGAAAAAUGACUUCCAGAAACCCGGAAUCGAUUCGAGCCAGCAGGGCUACGUCUUUGACGAAAACGACCGCACCCCGCCCUUCGAUCGUCUCCCCUUCUCCCCCGUCGGCAUGCAACUGCGUCCGGGCAAGUUCCGCGUGAAAGAAAAUUCACGCGCAAACUACGCCGACGUGCUCGAGAUCGACCACGAUGCACAAGUCAUGGUCGUCGGCGACGUCACGCGCUACUUUGACCGGGUGCGGAGGAACGUCAACAAGGCCGUCAUGCGCAACGUGUUGAAAAAGGCGUUGGAGCAGUACCGCCAGGGCAAGCUCGUCGGCAAAAAGGGCGCCAAGCUCGAGGCGAGCGUCGUCAACGGCGGUGGGAGUCAGGACGACGAGGAGGAGUUCAACUUUGACGAGGAGCCCGAGGACGGAAGCGAUCCGGACCAUCCCGAUGUGUUCCUGCGACCGGAUGAGACCUCGUCCGUCAUCGAGAAGCGGAAACCCGAUCGAGGAGACCGUAGCGACCGCAGCGACCGGGAACGCGACCGAGACCGGGACCGGGAACCCCUCGUCAGCGCAGAAAUGCCGCCCCCUCCGCCCCCGGCCCCGCCGCUGCCGCCGAUGGACCUCCCGUCCCCGAUGCCGAUGCAGCAGCCGUCGCCCCCGCGAGAGCGAGAGCGCGACGACGCGUCCUCGAUCCGGUCCCACGCGUCUCGAGAGAGAAGGCAUUCCCGGAAAGAAGCGCCCCCGCCGAGAGGUGAAGACCUCCCGCGGAAAAUGUCGGAUCACCACGUUGACGGCGCCGCUCGGCCGUACAGACAGCGCAUCGACCUUCCGCGAUCCCGGAGUCAUCGGGCCUCUGAACACGAGGUCUCUGCUUCAAUGUACGACGUCGCUACGGCCAGGGCGGACUGAGAAAAAAAAAAACAUGAGUUGUGACAUUGGGAUCUGAUGGGUGAUGAGAUGACGCGCAUUUCUAGGAUGAUGAUGAUAUGGUUACCAUCGAUCGAUCGGCUCUUGAAACGGGUGCUAUGAGUGGCACGACGGCGGCUCUGAAUGUCUUUUUUUUCCUUCUCUUUUUUUUAUGACACCUAUCAUGAUUGCAUGCAUCAAAUGCCUCUUUUGCUUUUUCCCUGCUGCGACUACAACAUCAACAUACAACAAAUAACGAGAAUCCGCCAGCAUUCACGGAGUACAAUUAGACUUGUUUGGUAUUUCCUUUCUGCUUUUAUUUUCUUCACAAUCAUCAUGAUCUUCAGAAGAUACAUUACCAAAAAAACUGUACAAACGAUAAUCAGACUGCGAGUUUUGUCUCCUCUCCUCCGCACUCAAGAUCUCAUGAUACAUCCAGG